AUGGACAACGCAUCGACGUACCAUGUCAAACCAAACGGUGUGGGGUUCGCACCGGACUGCCAGCGCGUUGCCCUCCCAGGCUUCGAGUUGUGGAUGAACUACAUCGAGAACGUGCAUGUCGUUCCGCAGUGCAUAGACCCAUCCCGAUUUUGUGCCGCGCUCGCGCUCAGUCUGCAGGUCUUCCGCCACGCUGCUGGCCAGUUGCACCGGAAUGACGGUGAAUGGGAGAUCCUACUCACCGACUCUCCCGUUCCGGUCGAGGUCGAGCGCAUUGAUGCCAACGCGAUCCGGGUCGGAGAUGACACAGAGGCCGUCGACUGGGUGAUCCAGCCGAAUCUCAAGCGCUUCUAUGCCCACCGCGACGCCAGCUCAUCGUCUUCCACGCACACCGCCCCGCUGCUCUACGCGAAGCUCACUCUUUCCCGCUCUGAUACCGCUAUCGGCGUGUCUUGGCAUCACACACUUGGCGAUGCCUCCGUCCUGCUGCACUUCAUGCAAUCGCUAUCGCAUCACUAUUCAAACCCUGGCAAGACCCUCGGACCCACAGUACCGACGUUCACAAAGCGAGCGUUCCCGCGACCAACGAAGUCUCUUAUCCACGAGUACACCCCUCUCAUACCGCACCUAGCCCAGACCUGCCCCGAGGCGGAGCUCGGGGCUGUUUACGGAGCGAUGAGCCAUGGAACAUCGCGGGUCGCGUUCCGCAUCACGCUUGACCGGCUAGAGAGGCUGCGCAGCCGUGUCGUGGCGGCUCUGGCCAGUCACCAUCACAGUGAAGGCGAGCAACUCAAACCGUCACGUCAUGACUGCCUGAUCGCGUUCAUCGUCGGGGUGCUCAAUAGGCAUCUUCACGUGCCCAUAACCACCGUCACAAACGUUGCGAGUUAUCGUAGCGUGCCAGGAGUGGUCCACCACUCUGCGGUGGCAGGUAACGCAAUAUGCAUCAUCCCGACCACGCUGGACCCCUCCACGGCGAGUGGUACAUUGGCUGACAACGCCCACCGCCUGCGCGCGAGCCUCACGACCGCGCGCACCCCCGCUUUCGUCGAAGCCUACAUGUCCGUCGCGUCCAACCUCAUGCACACCGCCGUCAACUCCGGGCGUGCCUGGUGGUUCGCUGCUCCGCCCGGGCGCGCCUCCGUCAACUCCAACGCCGCGCUCGCAUGGCACUCCGUGCACUUCGGCUGCCCCGGCCGCGCCCGAUUCUACACCAGCGGGACGAACGACCGCUACAUCAGAGUCUUCCGCUCGAACCCAGACCCUCCAAGCGCCCCGCAGACGCCCGCCGCAGACCGCGUUCUCUGUCCAUCGUCGACACCGACAGAACCCGCGGAAGCUCUCGAAGGCGCGGCGCCACCGCGGCCAGACGACCGGGACCCCGGCUCGCAAGGGUGCGUGACGGCAUUCGGUUUCGCGCGCCUCGAGACUACCCGUCGACUGAGUCGUGCCGGCACGCACAGGCGCGCCGUUCUCACAGCUGCCGCCGACGUGACUGUAGACGGCCCUGGGCCGCGCAGCGCCGGGACGACGACGACGGACUCGCUCGACGUGGUCUUCGCCGUCGCGAGCGGGGUGCGCGCCGCCGUGUCGGGGGCCAUCGCGGCCGAGCUCGCCGCGCCCGACUUCCCGGACUCCCUCCCGGGUCUGUGA
Molecule: messenger RNA, 1650 nt
Organism: Epithele typhae
Lineage: Eukaryota; Fungi; Basidiomycota; Agaricomycetes; Polyporales; Epitheliaceae
Exons: 7
Coding region: 1-1650 (549 amino acids)
Molecular function (GO): acyltransferase activity, transferring groups other than amino-acyl groups
Source: RefSeq, a predicted model, not a curated record